AAUUUGGUCUAAAGUCUGGUGGGAAACAGUUCAUUUAAAAUUAGAAGCUGAAUCAAAACAUUUCAUCAUACCUUAUCAUUUAUACAUAUGCAUGGAAUUUAAGCUUAACAAUCAAAACUUCAUUAUUACAGUUUUGCCAGAUAGCCAAAAUAAAUUCAAAUCUGGAUUUCAAUGUGCCUGUAAUACAAUUAAGUCCGAUGUUGAAUCUCAUCCAUCGGCAGCAAUUAAAGCAUGUUAUCAAAAAAUUUUUGAAACUAGAACAGAAUAUUCCGGUUUAAUUGCUAUGGGUUUCAACAAUGAGAAUAUUAUUCAACAGUUGAUCGCUAAUAUAGAAUUUUUUCCAAUAUUUCUUCAAAUCGAAAAACUUAAUGUAGUAAUAACAAGUAUUGGUGACCUAGACGAAAAUAAAUUUCAUGGAGUUGGUACUGGUUUCGUUUCUUUAUUUACUAUGCGUUACCGUGGCGAACAAUAUCUAUUUCUUUUAAGAAUUAAGGAAAAUCAAUGUAGGUUAGAGAUUUAUCUAGAAUCAAUAUGUGUAAAUCGUAUUAUAGAACAAACCCCAGAUGAUGUUUGGAAACAAGUAGAAAUUUAUAAAAAAUAUACCAGAACGUAUCUUUUUGGAAUUACAAACGAAUUAGUUCUGGAGCGUAUAGAGAUGCUAAAAAGAGAAUCGCCAACAUGUACACCAAAUGAGUGGAUGAAUGUUCAUCAACUUGAAAAAAUAUUUAAACAUUAUAUAAAAUCACAAAAAAUCACUAAUCCAAAGCCUAGCUAG
Racocetra persica is the source of this 775-nucleotide messenger RNA. The record is from the annotation of a GenBank genome assembly. NCBI's taxonomy places the organism in Eukaryota, Fungi, Glomeromycota, Glomeromycetes, Diversisporales, Gigasporaceae.